AUGCGUAUUCUCCCGUGUGUGAAAAGCUAUAAUGAAGACGAGUACAACUCUAAACAAAUCGACAGAGAAAUAAAGCAAUGGAUCAAGUCGUAUAAUGACGCUAUCAAAUUAUUACUAUUGGGUACUGGCGAAAGUGGCAAGACUACAAUUAUAAAACAAAUGAAAAUUCUACAUAUACAAGGUUUUUCUGCAAGCGAAAGAAUGGAAAAAGUUAAAUACAUAAGGCACAACACACAUGAAUCUAUUUACGACAUAGUGCAUGGCAUGUCGGCUCUGAGUAUCGCCUUAGAAAACAACAAGAACGUCAGAUCACAACAGUAUAUAUUGAAAAUUGGACCCGACGGGCCGCCUGAGUUUACUGAGGAUUAUUUCGAUCACGUCAGAGCAUUGUGGAAAGAUGGAGGCGUCAAAGAAUGUUUUCAUCGGUCCAACGAGUAUCAACUGCUAGACAGUGCGGAAUAUUUUUUAGACAGAAUAGAUCUAAUAGCUAAAACGGACUAUAUGCCAUCCGACGCGGACAUACUGCGGUGUCGGCAGAUGACCACUGGCAUUCAGAAAAUUGAAUUUAAAGUUAAAGUUCCUAAGUCAAUGCACGGUGGUGUACAACAGUUCUGGAUGUUCGAUGUUGGUGGGCAGAGAGGGGAGAGGAAGAAGUGGAUACAGGUUUUCGAAGGCAUCCAUGCUAUUUGGUUUGUAGUUGCGUGUAGCGACUUCGAUCAGAAACUGAGAGAAGAUAACACACAAAAUAGGCUCAAGGAGUCCUUGAUACUAUUUGAAGAUGUAUGGCAGAGCAGGUUCCUGAUAGAAGCAGGACUUAUUGUGUUUUUAAAUAAACAAGAUCUAUUGCAGAAUAAAAUAGCUCAAGGCAAGAGCAUAGCGCCUUACUUCCCGGAGUACAGGGAGUUCGAAACCAAGGGAGAUGAGUAUACGAGGACAAAGAUGUUUAUUAAAAACAUGUUCGUUGAACUAACAGUGAAAAAGCGGGAGCGUAGAAACUUCAGUACUUCUGCAGAACGGUUCGUCAUACUAGAAGCGAGUAGACCGAGAGAGUGCUACUUUCAUUUCACGACUGCGACAGACACGGAUAACGUCCGCACAGUGUUUAAAGACGUCCACCAAAUGAUUCUGACACAUAUUUUGAAUAAUAUUGGCGUUUAU
Brenthis ino (lesser marbled fritillary) is the source of this 1158-nucleotide messenger RNA. Lineage: Eukaryota; Metazoa; Arthropoda; Insecta; Lepidoptera; Nymphalidae. The record is from the annotation of a GenBank genome assembly.